AUGGGGUUCGAGCUGGAUCGCUUCAGCGGGGAGGUGGAUCCCGACUUCAAGUGCAACCUGUGCAACAAAGUUCUGGAGGACCCGCUGACCACCCCGUGCGGCCAUGUGUUCUGCGCGGGCUGCGUGCUGCCCUGGGUGGUGCAGCAGGGCAGCUGCCCGGUGCAGUGCCAGCGCAUCUCCACCAAGGAGCUCAACCACGUCCUGCCGCUCAAGAGCCUCAUCCUCAAGCUGGACAUCAAGUGCGAGCACCACGCCCGGGGCUGCGGGCAGGUGGUGAAGCUGCAGCACCUGGGCGCCCACGCCGAGCGGUGCGACUACUCGCCGGCCCGCUGCCGCCACCCGGGCUGCAGCGAGGUGCUGAACCGCCGCGACGUGGACGCUCACAUGCGGGAGAGCUGCGAGGCCAGGCCGGUGGGCAUCUGCGAGCAGGGCUGCGGCUUGGUGCUGACCCACCGGGAGCAACGCGCCGGCGGCCACUGCUGCUUGGCAGCCCUGCAGGGCCACAACAGCUGCCUGCAGGCGAAGGUCGGCGGGCUGGAGAAGGAGCUGAAGAAGGAGGCGCUGCGGGCCGGCAAGCGGGAGAAGUCGCUGCUGGCCCAGCUCUCGGCCGUGCAGCUGGAGCUGCAGAUGACAGCGCUGCGCUACCAGAAGAAGUUCACCGAGUACAGCGCCCGCCUGGACUCGCUCAGCCGCAGCCUGGCCGCGCCGCCCUGCAAGGGUGAAGAGACUAAAGCACUGACUCUUGUCCUUCAUCGUGACUCUGGCUCUCUUGGAUUUAAUAUUAUUGGUGGCCGGCCAUGUGUGGACAAUCAAGAUGGCUCAUCUAGUGAAGGAAUUUUUAUAUCGAAAAUAAUUGACAGUGGGCCUGCUGCCAAAGAAGGAGGGCUGCAGAUUCACGACAGGAUUAUUGAGGUAAAUGGAAAAGAUUUAUCUAAAGCAACACAUGACCAGGCAGUGGAAGCAUUCAAAACAGCCAAAGAGCCCAUCGUUGUGCAGGUCCUGAGGAGAACUCCACGCACUAAGAUCUUCAGUCCUUCACAUGAGUCUCAUCUGGUAGAUAUGGGCACCCAGACCGAUAUAACCUUUGAACAUAUCAUGGCUCUAACCAAGAUGGGAUCCCCUCCUCCGCCAGUCUCAGUACUAGAUCCAUACCUCUUACCUGAGGAUCAUUCAUCAGUGCAUGAAUACUAUGACCCGAAUGACUACAUGGGAGGCAUUCAUCAAGAAAUGGACAGAGACGAGUUAGAAUUAGAGGAAGUGGACUUGCAUAGAGUGAACAGCCAGGACAAGCUCGGCCUUACUGUAUGUUAUCGAACUGAUGAUGAAGAUGACAUUGGUAUUUAUGUUAGCGAGAUUGAUCCCAACAGCAUUGCUGCGAAAGAUGGUCGCCUGCGGGAGGGAGAUCGCAUUAUUCAAAUUAAUGGCAUAGAGGUACAGAACCGAGAAGAAGCUGUGGCACUUCUAACCAGUGAAGAGAGCAAGAAUGUCUCCUUACUUGUAGCAAGACCAGAAAUCCAGCUGGAUGAAGGAUGGAUGGAUGAUGACAGAAAUGAUUUUCUGGAUGACUUACACAUGGACAUGCUAGAGGAACAGCACCACCAGGCAAUGCAGUUUACUGCCAGCAUGCUUCAGCAGAAGAAGCACGAAGAAGAUGGAGGCACCACAGACACUGCCACUAUCUUAUCUAACCAGCACGAGAAGGACAGCGGUGUGGGACGCACAGAUGAGAGCACGCGAAAUGAUGAAAGCUCAGAGCAGGAGAAUAACGCCGAUGAUCACACCACUUCCUCUAACACUUCAGGAAGCCAGAAGAAGCUGGUGUACAGUCAUGACACUCUAGGAAGUGGUGACAUGCAGUUCAGCAAUGAGUCAUUUAUCUCAGCCGACUGCACAGACACAGACUUCCUCAGCAUCCCAGUGGAUGAAUGUGAGAGAUUCCGCGAACUGCUGGAGCUGAAGUGCCAAGUCAAGUCUGCCAACCCAUACAGUCUGUAUUAUCAUAACAGUGCCCUGGAUAUAAGUAAGAGUGACCACGAAAGCGUUGACAGGGAGCUGGAGAUGCUGAACGAGGAGCUGCGGAAUAUUGAGCUGGAGUGUCUGAAUAUCGUGAGAGCUCAUAAAAUGCAACAGCUGAAGGAUCAAUACCGGGAGCCCUGGAUGCUCCAUAACAGCGGAUUCCGUAACUACAACACAAGCAUCGAUGCACGCAGGCACGAGCUCUCAGACAUUACAGAGCUCCCUGAGAAAUCUGACAAGGAUAGCUCAAGUGCGUAUAAUACAGGCGAGAGCUGUCGCAGCACACCGCUCACGCUGCAGAUUUCCCCUGACAAUUCACUGCGCAGAACUGCAGAAGGCAGCAGUUGUCAAGGUAAUGAGGGGGCAGUGGCAUACAAUGUCUCCCAGAAGAAUUUGCUACCUAGCUCAGAAAGUCACGAAUCCGGCUCCGCUAAAUAUCUCUCGUCACCUAAAGAUCCAGACCUUGGCAAGCAACUGGAAAGCAAAGAACGAAAAGCCAGUGAUGGAAGCAAAAGCCCAGCUCAAAAACUGUCUGACUCCUACAUCUCUCCAUAUCAUCACUCUCCCUAUAAACACGCUCAUAUCCCAGCCCACGCUCAACACUAUCAGAGCUACAUGCAGCUGAUACAACAGAAAUCAGCCGUGGAAUAUGCACAGAGCCAAAUGAGCCUAGUGAGCAUGUGCAAAGACUUUAAUUCUUCAAGCCAGAGUGAACCCAGGAUGGAAUGGAAAGUCAAGGUCAGGAGUGAUGGAACCCGCUACAUCACAAAGAGGCCAGUCAGGGACAGGCUGCUGAGAGAACGUGCCAUAAAGAUUAAGGAAGAGCGCAGUGGUAUGACGACAGAUGACGACGCUAUAAGCGAGAUGAAGAUGGGCCGCUAUUGGAGCAAGGAGGAACGGAAGCAGCAUUUGGUGAAAGCGAAGGAGCAGAGGAGGCGGCGUGAGUUUAUGAUGCAGAGCAGGUUAGAUUGUUUAAAGGAACAGCAAGGUGCAGAUGAAAAGAAAGAGAUGAACAUCAUUGAACUGAGCCACAAAAAAAUGAUGAAGAAAAGGAAUAAAAAAAUCUUUGAUAAUUGGAUGACAAUCCAAGAACUCUUAACUCAUGGCACAAAGUCCCCCGAUGGCACAAGAGUGUACAAUUCCUUCCUGUCAGUGACUACUGUAUAA
Messenger RNA from Emys orbicularis (European pond turtle), 3183 nucleotides. RefSeq names its product PDZ domain containing ring finger 3 (gene PDZRN3). The record is from RefSeq and is a predicted model, not a curated record. Gene Ontology annotation, biological process: protein ubiquitination; neuromuscular junction development. NCBI's taxonomy places the organism in Eukaryota, Metazoa, Chordata, Testudines, Emydidae. The coding region runs from base 1 to 3183 and encodes 1060 amino acids. Gene Ontology annotation, cellular component: neuromuscular junction. Gene Ontology annotation, molecular function: protein binding; zinc ion binding; ubiquitin protein ligase activity. The transcript is spliced from 10 exons.